GUUUAAUGCGAUGGACUCAGCUGCAUGAUUACACAUUAUUAAUGGAGGUAUUGACCUUCGAGCCAUGGCAGUUUAAAUGUGGAUCAAAAGAAAGAGGAGAUUCAUGGGAAAUAACUAUCCAGCAAUUAGAGCAUAAUAAUGGAAAGAUUGAUGUGGAUAAUGUUCAAGCAAUAGAAUUGCGUAAAAGGUCAUUAGAGACACAUAAGGAAACUGAAAAGCGAAACAAAGGACAAAAACUCUUAAAAAAGUCAAGAAAUAAUAGCAAUGAAACUAUUGCUUAUUUAAAAGAGAAGAAUGAAAUAGAAGUAAAUAUUAGAAAAGAAGAACUGGAAAUUAAAAAAAGAGAAGUUGAAGCACAAGUAUACACAAUGCAACACAUUCUGCAGCAACAAAAUACCUUGAUGCAGCAACAAAAUAACAUGAUGCAGGCUAUGAUGUAA
Messenger RNA from Hydra vulgaris (swiftwater hydra), 440 nucleotides. NCBI's taxonomy places the organism in Eukaryota, Metazoa, Cnidaria, Hydrozoa, Anthoathecata, Hydridae. The record is from RefSeq and is a predicted model, not a curated record.